Molecule: messenger RNA, 2063 nt
Organism: Bemisia tabaci
Lineage: Eukaryota; Metazoa; Arthropoda; Insecta; Hemiptera; Aleyrodidae
Product: PHAF1 protein CG7083
Biological process (GO): Golgi to plasma membrane protein transport
Cellular component (GO): trans-Golgi network
Source: RefSeq, a predicted model, not a curated record
CAGCUGACCAUUAAAAUGGCGUAUAAACAAACGUAAAUAAAGAGAAGAACAAAGGGAUUGUUUAUUUAUUUAUCAGUGACAUCGUUUGCAGUGCUACAAUUAUUUUUUUUUCAUUUAUUGUCGACUUCAGUAACAAUGUUAGAGUUAGAAGUUGUGCCAGAAACUUCCCUGGGAUGUGAUCAAUGGGAAUUCGUGCUAGGAAUGCACUUUUCACAGGCUGUUGCCAUCAUUCAAUCUCAAGUAGGAAUUAUCAAAGGGGUCCAAGUUUUGUACAGCGACUCAGCUCCUCUAGAAGCAGAUCUCGUGUUGAGUUUACCCCAGGAUGGCAUCAGACUUGUAUUUGACCCGAUCUCACAACGUUUAAAGAUAAUUGAUAUAGUUAAUAUGAGAUUAGUGAAAUUAAAAUAUUGUGGAAUGUUAUUCAAUACACCUGAAAUACUGCCGAGCAUCGAGCAAAUCGAACACUCAUUUGGAGCAACGCAUCCUGCAAUAUAUGAUGCUGAGCGACAAACGUUUGUUCUAAAUUUCCGCGGUCUUUCCUUUACUUUCCAUGUCGAUUCCAAGCUCCAGUCCAACAUAUCCCAUGCAGGGUUGACAUCUCUCAAAUUCCCGAAUGGACUAUCCCCAGUCGUUUCACAGCUGAGUGUGUAUGUUGGCAACAAACUUUCUAGCGCUUCUCCUCCACCAUUGCCUUUCUCAUGCUACCAGCAUCUCAUUUUUCUGGAGCAGGCUCAUAUUUUACGAGAUAAGAACUCGACUAAAGGUCUCAGACUGCAUCUGUUUUAUGAAGGGGUCAGUCGAGGAACAGAGAGCAAGAAAAAUUCCCUAGUCACUGAAAUCUAUUUUAAUGCCACCUGUCAAGAUGUUACCACAAUUCUUGGUGCUCCAUCACGCGUUUUUUACAAGGCAGAGGACAAAAUGAAGAUUCACAGUCCCAACGCACAUAAGCGAGUGACACGCAGGCGUUCUGAUUUCUUUUUCAACUACUUUUCUUUGGGCCUUGAUAUUCUCUUUGAUGCCAAAUCCCAAAAAGCGAAGAAGUUUGUCCUGCAUACCAACUACCCAGGACAUUAUAAUUUUAAUAUGUAUCAUCGUUGUGAGUUCAAUCUCAGUCUACCAGCUUCCCAAAUUCAAACUUCCAACACAGACAUCACUGAAACUAGGUGUACAACUCUGCAGGUAUCAGCGUAUACCAAAUGGGACACAAUUUCAGAGUACCUGAAACCAAGUGAACGACCAGUCGUCCUGAACCGGGCAUCUUCUACCAAUACGACUAAUCCAUUUGGUUCAACAUUUUGCUAUGGUUACCAGGAUAUUAUAUUUGAGGUCAUGCCAAACAAUCAUAUUGCAUCCAUGACUUUGUAUACUCAAGAAUUAACCAUUGGCCCCGAUCAAGUGAAUGAUGAGGUAUGACGAUGGCUUACCGCCACUGUCGCCACAGUGUGCACGUUGGCGGGCAAGUGUUGAUAGUUGACAGCUGUCAACCAGCACUGAACGUUGGAUGCCAAAAAUUUUGUCUGACACCAUGGAGCACAACUGCACUUUGGAUUUUUCGCAACUUCUAAUUAACCUUGAUACAUGAAAUCUCCUCAAUGCAAUUUGCACAAGUCUAGAUUAUCUACGAGUACUAACCUUGCAUCGAACUUGGUGGAAAUAUGCAUCUCCAAAAUCUUCUCAACGUAGUGAGUCUCUAAUAUGAAGAUCAUCGUUGUCUCUUUAUAUCAAAGAAGUGUCUGUAAGUAGGUUAUUAAGUUCUCUCUUUCUACAGAUAAGAAAUGCCAUAAAUGUAUAUAUUUAUUUUAGCUGUACUGUAUCCGAAUGCUUUACACAUUCAAAGAACUCUGAAAAUAUCAAUCCGCCAGGUGAAGCUUCUGUGCUCUGUUUAAUGAUUCGCUAUCAUUGAAAAAUUGGUGUGUAUUUGUAUCCCUUAGAGGAUAUGUAUAAGCCAGAGUUUGUUAUUUACACUUUGUCUCAUCCUUUGAGGCGCUUUGUUAAAAAGUUUCUGAUCUUAAAAAUGGAAAUAAAACCCGUGAGUUAUCAAUUAAAAGGAACUUGUCCUCAUA